Vicugna pacos (alpaca) is the source of this 4911-nucleotide messenger RNA. NCBI's taxonomy places the organism in Eukaryota, Metazoa, Chordata, Mammalia, Artiodactyla, Camelidae. The record is from RefSeq and is a predicted model, not a curated record.
CUGUUGCCCUGCAAGGGGCGGAACCUGGGCGCGAGGCACAGGCAGGUCGCUACCAGCUCCUGGCCCUGCACGUGGGCUGAGCCGCAGCGGCUACACAAGGGCCUCAUUCAGAGUGCGCCAGGCUGCACCAGGAAUCCCCCCCACCCCCAUCCCUGGCCCUGAGCGAGUGCGCAGCAAGGACGCAGCAGCCCGGGUGGGACGGUGCCCGCCAGCUAGCGGGAGAGGCGAGUCCUGUCUUCUGGAAGUGGGAGCGCUGGAGUCCAGUUCUCAGGGCCCUGGAGAUGAGAACUGCUGUCUGCCCAGCCUUUCACUUGUGUUAGGGAUACACUGUUUCCUUUCCAAAUAAGUGUCCUCAACAACUUAAAACGGUGAUUUAGAGACCAAUAUUUAAGGAAAUAACCAUGUGGCACAGGAUUCAGCCGGAGGCAAGCCCAGGGUGGUUCCAGCAGGCAGAAGGCACUGGAGACCUGGUGCCCCAUGCAGAUCACUCUGCACACCAGGGUCCUGCUGGCCCUGCCUGAGGUAGAGACGUCUGCGGUUCAGGGGGCCUACUGGGGUGAAGGGAAGACUGGGUCUUGGCCAGCAAGGCCCCAGGACCCAAGACACUCACCUGUGUGCCUGGCCAGGCCACAGGAUGAAGACCCAGACCUCAAAGCACAGAGAAACAGAGGGACACGCAGUGGGUGAGGCUUAGAUCCCGGGGUCCUGCCGGUCUCUCAAAGGACACCAAACCUCCACUGUCUUUCUUCACCUUCUUUAGACACCCAACUAGGCAGGGGCUGGGACAGCAGAAGGCCGAUUCCCUGCCACCAAGGCAACCAAGGCCAGGCACCUAGGUGCUGUGAGUGCUGAGAACAGCGCCUCCCUGAAACGUCUCCACCUGCCUAAAAUCCCACCACAGUUGCUCCAAGCCUAGAGAGCACCCCAAAUCCCGGUUCCCACCUCCUGAGACGGGGAGGCGCCACCCCUGCCCUCCCCCCACCCUGCCCCCUCACAUCCCACCACGGUGUCUCCAUGCACGCAGGAGCCCUCCACGCCAUGCCCCAAGGUGGUGAGGCCCCACCUGGCAGGCCCUAUCUCUGUCCACAGGGGCCACCCAGGGAGUUCCCUCACUGCCACACUGCCGGUAGCUGGGUCAGAAGAUAAGCAUAUAUGAGCCCCUCGGCGGUGCCCCCCACUCCGGCCCUGAUGUGAGCCUUAUCUGCCUCGGGCUGCGGUGACGCAUCCCACCUGCCCUCUGGCCCGUGGCUCAGAUUAGCCGCGCAGGUAAUGCUCAUCUGGAGGAAACCUGACUCAGCAGUCUUUGGAGUAAAUAAUUUAACUGCAAGCCCAGCACAGCCAAGCAGCCAGAGGCCGAGCGCAGAGCACGAGCCGCCCGUCAGUGCAGACCGCUCCACGCCAGCACCCGCCGCCUGCACUCCCGGCCUCUGACAGGAGCCACAGGGCUCUGGGGACACGAAGGCCUGGCUCCGCUACCUGCCGAGCCCGAGAGGGUCUCCCUCAGGUAAGAGUUGCCUGGGACCUGCUGCAGGACAGUGAGGGCCAGGUCUGUACGGAGCCAGGGCGGGAUGCUGGGAGCGGAAACACCCGGUUCCAGGCAUUCUUUCGCGGACGCCAGGCACGAGGCAGGUGGCAUCUGAACAGCCCUCAGUCGAUGCACGUGGACGCCAGGGGCGGGGUGAGUGUCAGGGUGUCUAAGGUCCCUGUGUGGUGAGGCUGCAGAGGAAGGAAACAGCUCCCAUAACGUCCCCUCGAGGGCGGGCCUGCUGCCUGAGCCCACAGGGGCCGUGUCCGCCUGCCUGCGCCUGUCGCCAGGCCAGGCCUACCACCAGCUCUCCACACCCUGGGGAGACCCAGGCCCCGUGCACACCGUGUCAGAGUGACCAGGCUCUGAGGGACAACCUGCUUCAUAUCACCAGGAGGGGAUUUCAAGCACAGCUUGACCUCAGCACAGCUGUGAACGGGGGAGACCAAGGCCGCCGACACCCUGGUGCUCCCUGAGCCCAGAGGCAAGGUACGGCUGGGCCCUGGGCGGCAGGCUGCCCUCCGGACAGCAGUGGCAGUUGGCACCUUGUUCCCUGGUGCGCCUGCACGGUCAGAUACUAGCCUAAACCCAGUGACAUUAACACGCACUGGGGAAAGGGUGCCCGCAACCCCAGAACACUCUGGGUGUGCGAUGGACGCCACUCACCCUGGCUCCCCUCCCAGCUGGCCCCCUCGAAGCACGUUCCGGCUACGAGGACCGGGCUAGGGUCCCAGCGCCUGCAGGCCUCUUCCUCCGAGCCUCUGCCAGCCCCAGAGCCACAGUGCAGGGCUGACAGACACCAGAAGGGACCACGGUAGUUUGGAUGGGGGAGUGGAGAGGCCUCCCGUGGGGGCCUGGACGGGGAGGUGGACAGGGAGCAGCAGAGCCUGGUUCAGCCACGUGCAUCUGAGUCUCUGUAACACCCUCGACUCUUGCUCGUCUCACCACUUCCCCACUGCAGGCUUCCCCUGGGGGCCGGGUGCCCCAGGAUGGACGUGUCCCCUGAAUGCACACCACAGGCCACGGGGCCGGUGCUGGUCCGCCGGCGGCCCCCAGCACCCCCGGGCCUGGGUGAGGCUCUGAAGGCCAGGCUGCGGCGGAGCUGUGUGUGCAGCGUGCAGGGGGCCUGGGCGCUGCUGCAGGACCUGUUCCCAGCCACACGCUGGCUCCGCCAGUACCGGCCUCGGGAGGACCUGGCGGGUGACACCAUGUCUGGGCUGGUCAUCGGCAUCAUCCUGGUGCCGCAGGCCAUCGCCUACUCGCUGCUGGCUGGGCUGCCGCCUGUCUACAGCCUCUACACGUCCUUCUUCGCGAAUCUCAUCUACUUCCUCAUGGGCACCUCGCGCCACGUCUCCGUGGGCAUCUUCAGCCUGCUGUGCCUCAUGGUGGGUCAGGUGGUGGACCGCGAGCUCCUGCUGGCCGGCUUCGACCCUGCCCAGGACGGCCUGGGGCCUGGGGCCAACAGUAGCGCCCUCAAUGCCUCAGCCGCCACGCUGGUGCUCGGGUUGCAGGACUGCGGGAGGGACUGCUACGCCAUCCGCGUUGCCACCGCCCUCACACUGGUGGCCGGGAUUUACCAGGUCCUCAUGGGCAUCCUCCGGCUAGGCUUCGUGUCCACCUACCUCUCGCAGCCGCUGCUGGAUGGCUUCGCCAUGGGGGCCUCAGUGACCAUCCUGACCUCCCAGCUCAGGCACCUGCUGGGCGUGCGGGUCCCGCGGCAUCAGGGCCCAGGCAUGGUGGUGAGCACGUGGCUGAGCCUGCUGCGCAGCGCUGGGCAGGCCAACCUGUGCGACGUGCUCACCAGCGCCACGUGCCUGGCCGUGCUGCUGGCGGCUAAGGAGCUCUCGGACCGCCUCCGGCACCGCCUGCGGGUGCCGCUGCCUGCAGAGCUGCUGGUCAUUGUGGUGGCCACGCUCGUGUCCCACUUUGGGCAGUUCCAUGAGCGCUUCGGUUCCAACGUGGCUGGCGACAUCCCCACUGGCUUUGUGGCCCCACGAGUGCCAGAUCCAGAGCUGAUGUGGCGGGUGGCACAGGACGCUGUGUCCCUGGCCCUCAUAGGCUCUGCCUUUUCCAUCUCACUGGCAGAGAUGUUUGCCCGCAGCCACGGCUACUCCGUGCGCGCCAACCAGGAGUUGCUGGCCGUGGGCUGCUGCAACGUGCUGCCCGCCUUCUUCCACUGUUUUGCCACCAGUGCUGCCCUGUCCAAGAGCCUGGUGAAGACAGCCACUGGCUGCCGCACGCAGGUGUCCAGCGUGGUCAGCGCUGCCGUGGUGCUGCUGGUGCUGCUGGUGCUAGCGCCACUGUUCCGGGACCUGCAGCGGUGCGUGCUGGCCUGUGUCAUUGUCGUCAGCCUGCGGGGGGCCCUGCGCAAGGUGAGGGAUGUCCCACGGCUGUGGCGGCUCAGCCCAGCCGAUGCACUAGUCUGGGUGGCCACCGCGGCCACCUGCGUGCUGGUCAGCACCGAGGCCGGGCUCCUGGCUGGCGUCCUCCUCUCAUUGCUCAGCCUGGCCAGCCGCACACAGCGCCCUCGUGCCGCCCUGCUCGCCCGAGUUGGGGAUUCUGGCUUCUACGAGGACAGCACAGAGUUUGAGGGCCUGGUCCCCGAGCCUGGCGUGCAGGUGUUCCGCUUCUCGGGGCCACUCUACUAUGCCAACAAGGACUUCUUCCUGCGCUCGCUCUACAGCCUGACGGGGCUGGACGUGGGGCAUGUGACUGCCAGGAGGAAGGAGCAGGGCUCAGGGGUGGGGGCUGGCAAAGGAGAUCUGGUCCAAGGCCGGGACCUGGGCCCAGUGAGCAGCACGGCCGCGCUGGUGCCGUCGGCAACCGGCUUCCACGUGGUGGUCAUUGACUGUGCCCCGCUGCUGUUCCUGGACGUGGCUGGCCUGGCCACGCUGCAGGACCUGCGCCGAGACUACGAGGCCUUGGGCAUCACCCUGCUCCUGGCCUGCUGCAGCCCCUCAGUAAGGGACACCCUGAGGAGGGGCGGCUUCCUCGGGGAGGACCAGGAGGACGUGGCUGAGGAGGAGCAGCUGUUCCCCAGCGUGUACGGUGCUGUGCAGGCGGCCCGAGCCCGUCACAGGGAGCUGGCAGCCACAGACUCCUCCCUCUAGGAGAGCUAGUGCCUGCCACCAGCCUCCACCUGUACCGUCGAUCACUGCCGUCCCCACCCUAGAGGAACUGGGGAACCCCGACUGGGACGGAGGGCGACACUGUGAACACCCACAAGGACUCAGACGCUUGAGAACCCACCACCGCACCUUUGAGACACGCUGCCACAGUGCCACCUGGGCCCAGGGUUGUGCACCUGUGGUCUGUGGAGCCGAUCUGACCUUCAGUGUCCUGUCUUAAACCAGGACCCCGAGGCAGUCACGUGGCCGCCGAGGUGC